Molecule: messenger RNA, 315 nt
Organism: Cladophialophora yegresii CBS 114405
Lineage: Eukaryota; Fungi; Ascomycota; Eurotiomycetes; Chaetothyriales; Herpotrichiellaceae
Product: non-histone chromosomal protein 6
Exons: 4
Coding region: 1-315 (104 amino acids)
Source: RefSeq, a predicted model, not a curated record
AUGCCUAAGGCAAGCGCAAAAUCCAGCUCCAAGGCUAAGGGCCGUGGCACAGAGAAGAAGAAGAAGGACCCCAAUGCCCCAAAGCGUGGUCUCUCGGCCUACAUGUUCUUCGCCAAUGAGCAGCGUGAGACUGUUCGCGAAGAGAACCCCGGCAUCAGCUUUGGCCAAGUCGGCAAGGUGCUCGGUGACAAGUGGAAAGCUCUGAGCGACAAGCAGCGUGAGCCAUACGAGAAGAAGGCUGCGACUGACAAGAAGCGCUACGAAGACGAGAAGGCCAAAUACAACGCUGCGGACGAUGAUGACGAUGACGAGUAA